CCUUCGAUUUCGUACGAACGAUUGAAUUUCAAACAAAAUAUUUUGUUUAAUCAAAUGUUGGCAUGAAAGAAACAACACGUCACGGGAAAAAUUCUCAGCAACAGUAGCCACUCACAUAUGGUUACGUACAUCUGAUUUGUGCGCACGAACACGUAAGACAAAAUUCGCAUGCAAUGUAACCGCAGUCUAGCGCAGCUUGAACGGAAAAUAAUGCGAACACUAUUCUAUAUAUUAAAUGAUUUUAUUAAAUAACAACCCUGUUUAUGCAUUGCGUUUCCAUAAAUUUGUAACUGACAUAAAUUUUGGUAGUUGAUAUAAUGGAUUUAGUCUACGGGGAAGCAUCAGAAUCGGACGAGGAAUUUGGUGUGCCUAGCACUCCUCCCAAGAUAGCAAUAUUAGCAUCUGAAAUAUUGGGUGAAGCAACAGAAUCUGAUGAUGAUAUCUACUACACGUCUGAUUCCACAAUAAAAAGUACCACUGGAAAUAAGUACAACAAUAAUUUGCUUCAGAGAAAACUAAUUGAAAGUAAUAUAACGAUUUGGAAGGAGCUGACAAAUACUAUUAAAGACGAUGUGACUACAGCAUCUGUGCAGCUAUUAAACACAGAGCAAUUAUUAAUAAAAUCACAGGUAUCUAUGCAAGCAGCUUUAACGUACCUCAAACAAUCGCAAGAAAAUGUAAAAGAUUUGCUCGGGAAAUCAAACUUUAUAUUUACAUCAAAUUUUAUAUCACCAAUAGAAAUAUAAAAUACUUUAUACAUCUGCAAAAUUUAAAAGUAAUAAAAACAAAAAGUAUAUUUG
Messenger RNA from Teleopsis dalmanni, 800 nucleotides. Its product is annotated as biogenesis of lysosome-related organelles complex 1 subunit 3-like. Gene Ontology annotation, cellular component: BLOC-1 complex. Bases 318 to 746 code for a protein of 142 amino acids. The transcript has 5 exons. Lineage: Eukaryota; Metazoa; Arthropoda; Insecta; Diptera; Diopsidae. The record is from RefSeq and is a predicted model, not a curated record.